This is a messenger RNA of Haliotis rufescens (red abalone), 3484 nucleotides long. Its product is annotated as protein unc-93 homolog A-like. The transcript has 3 exons. The record is from RefSeq and is a predicted model, not a curated record. NCBI's taxonomy places the organism in Eukaryota, Metazoa, Mollusca, Gastropoda, Lepetellida, Haliotidae. The coding region runs from base 303 to 1694 and encodes 463 amino acids.
AUGCAAGAGUUACUUCUGCUGUAAUUGCUUCGUCAUUGACAUGCUUAGCAACGUCCGUGACUAUCAACAUUCCUUCAUACUUCUUUACUGUUGCACUUGUCACUUUUCGACACAAUGCACCAACAGAACAGUUCAUUCCAAUGGCGGUGUAUGGUUUAUUGUUGAUAUAGUUCUAGCAGGUUUUCAGAUUUUUCUUAAGGAAACCGCAGUUUAGCCUUCAUACCUUUCGAGUAAUGCUGUACUAAACACAUUUGGAUUUUGAAAUUGAAAUUCUUAUCUAAUCACCAUCCAACUGUCUUAAAAUGAAGAAAGAAGAGGAACCCAAGACAUAUUCCUUUGAAGGGAAGGAAAUAAGAAGUAGCGUUGUGCUUGCAGCUUCUUUCUUAGUGGCCUUUUCUGCUUACAUGGCCAUUCAGAACCUACAAAGCAGUCUCAAUGAAGCGGAAGAUCUUGGAAUCAUUUCUUUGAACGUUCUGUAUGGAUGCAUUAUAUUUUCUGGAAUUAUGGCACCGGCUGUAAUCCGGUUCAUGGGAAUCAAAAUGACGAUAAUCCUGUCUUGGGUGAUCCACCUUUUGUACACAAGCUCGAACUUCUAUCCGGCAUUUUCCACCCUCAUUCCUUCUUCAGUUCUUCUCGGAGCCAUCACAGGUUUUCUGUGGACGAGUCAGAGUGUUUACAUUUCAGUCUGUUCCUACUCUCUUGCCAAGUCUACAGGAGCAGUCCCUUACGACGUCCUCUGUAAAUUGAAUGGAUUGUUCUUCACCAUAUUUGAAACCACCCAGAUUCCAGGCAACCUUGUGUCGUCACUGAUCCUACAAUCAGGAACUUACAGCAAUGUCACAGGAAAAGCUGUUUGUGGGUCUGACUAUUGUCCUGGGGCAUCAAACGGAACAGACAUAGCCCCUCCAGAGAUGAGUCUGGUGUACAUUCUUCUUGGCAUCUAUCUUGGAUGUGAUAUUAUUGCUUUGAUCAUCACGAUUAUCUUCUUACCACCUUUACCGACAAGUGAGUGGAACAGCAAUACCAGCUUGAAGCAGUCUCUGCGUUCCUUCUUCGUGACGUUAUUCACCAGCAAGAUGAUAUUCCUGGUUCCUUUCAUAAUGUUCCAAUCGGUGGAACAUGCCAUAUUAUGGUCAGACUACACAAGGUCCUUUGUCAGCUGUCCUAUCGGAAUACAAAUGGUUGGUUUCGUCAUGACAACGUACGGGGCAACCACUGCGUCCUGUGCCUUCCUAUUCAGUCGCAUUGCGAAGUACGUUGGACGUUACAUUCUCUUCUUCACUGCUGCUGUUUUACACGGCGGGGUAUUUGUAACGCUGUAUCUGUGGACGCCGACAAGCGACGACACCAAGUACAUCUUCGUCAUCCCCAUUGUAUGGGCUAUUGGGGAAGGAAUAUGGCAAACACAAUCCAACUCUCUGAUAGCCAUGCUGUUCCCGGAAAAGACCGGGCCAGCCUUUGCCAACUUCCACACAUGGAAAGCCAUCGGAUUCACCCUUAUAUUAGUACUGAGCAACUUUCUGUGUUUGAAGACAAAACUUAUUUGUGUGCUGGCUUUGUUAGCCUUGGCUAUGACUAUGUACACAGGCGUAGAGAUUUAUGCACGAGUGCAACAGAAGCGCAAAGUGGUCGCAGCUACCACUUCAAUCAAAGUUAGCUCAAAUGACACAAAGGAAUCUAAAUUUACAAACUGACACCAUGUGCAAGAUUACAUACAUGACAAGUGUGUGUAUCAACAUACAUUGCUCUGAAGUAAAACUUCGUUUGUUCAAACUGUUGUUAACAAAUGUGGUUCACACAUUAUCAGGAGUAAAUAUCUAAUCAAGUUAUAACCACCCUGCGUUCACUAUGUAAAUUUCCAAAUAUUCAGAUUUUAUGUUUAUUGACGUUUCAGGCUACGUAAUUACACGCGAAGACGAUAUAGAAACAAUAAUUGCGUUACAUAAUCGUUUCACUUUCAUUGUGAAAAUGACCCUUUCCAUAUUAAGAAAUCUCUACCAACAGCAGAGUUCAUAGGCUCCAUCAAAGGAAAUCUCAAAGGCAAAAUAACGGUGAAAAUAAAAUGAAUGGAUCACUGAAAAUCAGUGAUGACAUCAGAUGUUCGCGAAAAGGGUCAUCAUGUCCUGCACUACCAUGUCAAAUCUUUAUCUCAAGUAUAUUUUGCAUUCACACCACGACGUCAACUGACGUAAGUAAAGUACGAUUUAUCAUAUUGACUCUUUAUGUCUUUAUGAUUAAUUUUGCAAGACGUUGGUUACAAUUCUAUGCGCGCUUUAAUCAAAGUGUAUCGUCAGCCCCUUGAAGUAGUGUGCAUGGUGCUUUUUCUAUCCUGAUGAAGCACGUGGCAUGAUGUUUUUAUAACUUUCUGUAAAGAUAGGGGAUAUCUGGAAAGUUUAUUGUUGUCGACAGGACGCAAAAAAAUGCUGUUCAAGCACCUACAUACGUUACGUGUGACACCAUCUUACAUGAAGGUAGAUAUGAGAGACGAGGGAGAGGUCAAGAACAGUAGCUAAGCUACACUGGAACGGAGGGGUCCUACAUAGGACCAUCAUUCACAUGAUUCUGCAACAAUCUAACCUACAUUACCUAAGUAUGUAGCCUCUGUCAUAAGCUCCAUCUUUACUGUAAUGUGUGUGCGACAAUGUCAUGUGGCCUCAUUUCAAGGACUUAAUAAACAUUUAAAAACAUUUAUAAUUUUAAAUAAAAACAUGGUCUACGCAUUCCUUUUAGUCUAUGAAACAGUAUAUACAAUAAGAACAUCAUGCACGAAAGAUGCGUUCUUCAGCAAGUUAGCAUGGUAUGGCUUAUCAGUACACUGGAAGCUUUGAAAGUAAGUACGUGAGUUUGGUUUAACGUCACUUUCAUCAGUAUAUCAAGGGCAUAUUAGUCCGGCAGAGAAAUGAAUAUUUUCCCCCAACCCAGAAUUAGGGGAUAAAGUUUUUUUUAUUGCUGGAUUUGUUUAAUGAUGUACUCUAGAUUAUGAAACUGACUGAUGACACUCUGUCAUCUUUGGGCAUUUUGAAAUAUUCAAGAUGGCCGACAAGAUGGCCGCCAUAACAUGAAAAUAUCGCUUCCUUGCUAACAGUAUGGAAUAUGAUACCACUUUUGGAGCAAAUCACUAAUAUUUUGCUUUCAACUAAUUAGAAUAUGGUAUUCUAAAUGAACUGGUAUCAUUUAAAACAUAAUUUGAUUCUUAAAAAGCAAGAUAACUGGCAAAAUGCCUGUCGAAACAUUAUAAAGUCAACAAGCACGGCAUUCUUUUUAAGGAUAAUUGAUUAUUCUGAAUUUUCAAAAAUGAAUAUUGGCUCAAGGUUUUCUUCACAUACAUACAAUCAGUUUAGGUUUCUUCCUCAUCAUCAAUAACACAGUUAGUGAGUUGGUUGAAGCAGACACUGGAGCUACAAUGUAAUAGGAGAAGGCCUCGUAAGUGUGUCACUUGUGCCUAAUCCAUUUGGUUUUCCGAAAUAAAAUAUGUUUAAAUCAA